Musca vetustissima is the source of this 1077-nucleotide messenger RNA. Its product is annotated as probable cytochrome P450 313a4. Lineage: Eukaryota; Metazoa; Arthropoda; Insecta; Diptera; Muscidae. Gene Ontology annotation, molecular function: oxidoreductase activity, acting on paired donors, with incorporation or reduction of molecular oxygen; heme binding; iron ion binding. The record is from RefSeq and is a predicted model, not a curated record. The coding region runs from base 1 to 1077 and encodes 358 amino acids. The transcript has 6 exons.
AUGUUACUGAGUUAUAUGCCGAUCUUUAAUGAGGAGGUGAAUAAGGUUGUAGAGCUGUUCAAAGAAAUCGAUGAAUGUCCGGAUGUGAUAACUUUAAUGCAAGAUUUAAACUUGAGGAUGGCCAUAAGAACAACAAUAGGAGUUAAUGUGGCCCAUGAGAUUGAAAAUGGAAUCAAUAUGGGUCUUUUAAAAACCUUUCUUUGUGUGGUGAAGAAUGUAACUCAAAUGGUGCUUUCCCCAUGGUUGACUAAUAAUUUGAUUCGGAAGUUGGCCGGUGUAUACGAACCAUACCACUCCUGCAAAGCAGAAAAUCGCGAAUUUGUUAGAAAGAUUAUAAGCCACAAAUUAAAUGGAGAUGGUGAUGCUGCUAAUAUGAUGCAAGAAGAUUCUACAAAUUCGAAUAUUUUUAUUGAUCAAACCAUUGAUCUUCUGAGAAAGAAUAUAUUUACAGUGCAGGAUGUGGAAGACGAAUCAGGUACAAUUAUAUUAGCGGCGUUUGAGACGACGGCGAAUACUAUUGGAUGUGUUCUUAUUUUGCUAGCGAUGUUCCCCGAAUAUCAACAAAAAGUCUACGAGGAACUAUUGGUCAUAUUUCCAGAUGGAGGAGAUUUUAACGUGACCUAUGCGAAUACCCAAGAUAUGACCUAUAUGGAUAUGGUUAUUAAUGAAUCUCUGCGUCUAAUACCACCAGUAUCUAUCGUAGGACGUGAAAAUACACAAGACGUCGAGCUAUCCAAUGGAAUAGUUGUACCAGCUGGAGUACAAUUUCUUAUUAAUAUUUUCACCUUGCAUAGACGUAAGGAUUUGUGGGGACCCAAAGCCGACCAAUUUUAUCCUGAACAUUUUUUGCCUAGUAACAUGGAAGGCAAACAUCCGUAUGCAUUUAUUCCCUUUACUAAGGGAAUUCGAAACUGUAUAGGAUGGAAAUAUGGUCUUAUGUCUGCGAAAGUAGCCUUAGCAAAGUUAUUAAGGAAUUUCAAGUUUUCCACCGAUUUCCAAUAUGCUGAUUUGGAAUUCGAUUAUUCAAUUGUGCUGAAACUAAGGCGUACUCCCGUUUUGAGAAUUGAAAAUAGAUAA